AAUUGCGGAUUGCAGACUGCUCAUGCCAUCUAUAUGCUUGUACUGCUAGAGAUGAUUGUUUUUUCCAGCUAUGUUUGUGGAGUUUGGGGUACAUGAGCUCAAACUAGCCAACAAGAGUUGAGCAACAUGUGUCUCCCUUGAACAGUGAGCAAAUAUUUAACAUGUGAAGAAACAGUAGAUUGUCUCCUGCUUGGUUGUCCUCCAAUUUCUACUGCAUGAGAGGUAUAGUUCUAAUAUACUAACAUUAUCAAACUAGUUCUGUAGAACACAAGGGAAUAAGAUAAGACUUUGUAGAAUUCCACCCUCUAGUUGGUGAACAAAGGCAGAAAACAGGGGAACUUUCCUUCUUAAAUAUCUUAUUUAAUAUGGGUUUCCUUCAUAGAAAGCAACCUAGACCCACACAAAAAAAAAAAAAUAAUGAGAGGGGACCAUGAACUACAUGUUGUUGGUAUCUAACGUUUUGAGAGAAAAUCACAAGCUUCCUGCAGCAUCAUCCAUGGCCUCCAAAACCUGCAUUGUCAUCUUGGCUUUGCUCUGUCCAUUCCCUCUUGGCAACUCAGUUGAUUUCUUCGACUUCCCCGCCGUUUUCAACUUCGGUGACUCCAAUUCCGACACGGGCAAUCUCAUCGCCGCCGGGAUCGAGGGCCUCUACUCUCCUAAUGGCCAGAGCUAUUUCCAGCAGCCGUCCGGGCGGUACUGUGAUGGCCGCCUCGUCAUUGAUUUCCUGAUGGAUGCAAUGGACCUUCCAUUUCUAAAUGCCUAUCUAGAUUCAAUCGGCACACCGAAUUUCCGGAGAGGUUGCAACUAUGCAACAGCGGCGUCGACUAUACUUCCGGCGACUGCAACAUCGCUGAGCCCAUUUUCUUUCGGAGUUCAGGUGUCUCAGUUUCUCCGUUUUAAAGCCCGCGUGCUCGAGUUGCUGGCCAAAGGUAAGAAGCUUAACAAGUAUCUACCAUCAGAAGAUUACUUUGCAGAGGGCCUCUACAUGUUUGAUAUAGGACAGAAUGACCUUGCCGGCGCAUUUUACUCCAAGUCGUUGGAUCAGAUACUCGCCUUGAUUCCGACUAUUCUUGUAGAGUUUGAAAAUGGAUUCAAGACAUUGUAUGAUCAAGGAGGUAGAAAUUUUUGGAUACACAACACGGGUCCUCUUGGAUGCAUAACUCAGAAUGUUGCAAAGUUCGGGACUGAUCCAUCAAAGCUUGAUGAGGUUGGAUGUGUCAGCGGACAUAACCAAGCGGCUAAGCUUUUCAACAUGCAACUCCAUGCUCUAUGCAUGAAAUUGCGGGGCCAAUACACUGAUGCCAGUAUCACAUAUGUCGAUAUUUUCUCCAUAAAGUCCAACCUCAUCGCCAAUUAUUCCCGCUAUGGAUUUGAGCAACCGCUCAUGGCAUGUUGCGGCUAUGGGGGCGCACCCCUGAACUACGACAGCAGGAUUUCUUGUGGGCAAACAAAGGUUCUCAACGGGACCACAGUCACGGCCAAAGCAUGCGAUGACAGCACCGAGUAUGUCAAUUGGGAUGGGAUUCAUUACACCGAGGCUGCAAACCAGUUCGUUUCCUCUCAAAUACUAACAGGAAGAUACUCAGAUCCGCCUUUUGCAGACAAAAUGCCUUUUGCAAUGAAGCUCAAGUUCUGAAGGAUGAUCAUCCUCCACAGCUAUAAAAAUUUGACCGUUCCUCAGCAUCUAUUGGACACGAAAAUGCUAAAGGCCAUACAUGAUAGUCAAAUGACAACUCAUGUAUUUGAGUGAUUGCUGAUUUGUUAUAUGCUAACAGAGUAUGCACUUGACAAUUUGUUGAAAUCAUUCAACUCGGUGCAAUGCAAUCUAGUGGAUCCUAUCUAUGGUUUGAUACAAGUAGCACUCUGCAGGGCGGGAAAGUGCUUCUACUCGUGGAUCCACUCAAACAUGGAUGUUUCAUGUAUGUAUAAUUUCUCGUUGUAUACUG
Rhodamnia argentea is the source of this 1946-nucleotide messenger RNA. RefSeq names its product GDSL esterase/lipase At1g54790. The record is from RefSeq and is a predicted model, not a curated record. Bases 431 to 1636 code for a protein of 401 amino acids. Gene Ontology annotation, molecular function: hydrolase activity, acting on ester bonds. NCBI's taxonomy places the organism in Eukaryota, Viridiplantae, Streptophyta, Magnoliopsida, Myrtales, Myrtaceae. The transcript is spliced from 5 exons.